Phyllotreta striolata is the source of this 714-nucleotide messenger RNA. Lineage: Eukaryota; Metazoa; Arthropoda; Insecta; Coleoptera; Chrysomelidae. The record is from the annotation of a GenBank genome assembly.
AUGACAAUAUUUGCGUUCAUCCUAAUUGUGGGAACGAUCAGUCCAUUUCUCUGCCACCCGUUCGACGGGCCGGAGGUGGACAGAUCCAAGCGAUCCUUACUAACAGACAGCGAAAAUGGCCUCACCGGCGGCGAGAAAAUCUCCAAGAGAUCCCUCUUCACCGACAGCGAGAACUUCCUGACCGGCGGCGAGAAGAUUUCCAAGCGGUCCCUGCUCAGGGACAGCGACAGCGGCCUCGUGGGGGCCGAGAAGAUCUCCAAGCGCAGCUUGUACACCGACAAUUUCGUCGAUUUGACCGGAAUCGACAAGCUCACCAAGCGAUCCGCCGAGGAGGAGGACGGUAUGGACGCGGAGUCCCAGUACUGGAUCCCGCUCUUCGCCCAAAAGACCUUAAGGCAGAAGAGAUCCGCUGAAGACGAUGACGAAGACACCGGCAGAACCAAGAGGAACAUAGGUUUCUUACCAACGUUCAGCAGGAAAGGGUUUAGAAGGAGCCGAAGAGAAGUAGAUGCAGAUGAAGAUGAGAACGAAGGCAGAUCAAAGAGGAAUAUUGGAUUUCUACCAACCUUCAGCAGGAAAGGUUUCAGGAGGAGCAGAAGAGAAGCGGAUGUGAUUGAAGAAACUGGCGAUGGAGAAAGAAGGCUCUCGAGUGUCCACAUGGAAAAGUUCAUCCUGACCGAACCGGGAGAUGAAAAGCCGCAUUCCGGCCCUUAG